CAAGCACCUGUUGACAGUGACUAAAGAUGGACGCUCAGGGACACCGGACAACUAGAGAUCAGGAGCAAAUUCAAGCUCUGACGCAAGAAAAUUUGAAGCUGUGUGACAAAAAUGAACAACUUUUCACCAAAGUGGGCUACCUGGAGACCAGACUGGGCCACCUAGCCAGCUCUAACACAGACCUGUCCUUCAGACUGGUUCAAAGUGAAGAGAAGAGACUGAAGAUAUCUCAGGAGCUUGUGGAGGAGAAAAUACAGACUAACAAGAUGAGAGAGCAAUAUGAACAGGAGACAUUUGAGCUGAAAAACAAGAUACUGAACCAAGACGCUGUGAUAACAGAGCUUGAAAUAGAGCGAGACAACUUGUUCAGGGAACUGCAGUCAACUGAAGCCCAUCUGAAAGUCAAAGAGAAGAGUGGCCAAGGGUUGACAGAGGAGUGCACUGCGCUGCAGAAGAGCUACCAGGUUCUGGCUGAGGCCCAUGACAAAGAGCUGGCCCAGAGCGAGGAGCUGAGUGCAGAGCUGCUGGCUCUGGCGCAGGCCCAGGACGCCCUCCGCAGGCAGCUGGAGGAGCAGCAGCAGAGUGUGAAGGCCACCACGCGGGGCCUUCAUGGAGAGCUGGACAGGGUGCAGGCCUUGAUCAGCCGCAUGUCACGGAACAGAGUGAAGCCUGAGGAUCUGGCAGCAUUGGACAAGGAGCAAAAAAAUCUGGAAAAAACUCUGCUUGGAAAUCAGGACGAGAUGAAAGAUAUGCUGGACAAAAUGAGGAGCAGCUACGAGGAGCAGCAGAGGAAGCUGGAGGAGAAAGUGGUGGCAAUGGGUAAAGAGCACCAGGAGAACAACAGAACGAUCCGCAUCAGCCAGCAGAAGCUGUCUGAGAGGAGUGCGGCCCUGAUGUGCUGUCAGAGCCAAGUGAAGGAGGUGGAAGAAGAGAACUCGAAGCUGCAGCUGCAGGUCAAAGAGCUGAAUGAGGAAUAUCGUGCAAGGCUGCUUUGUUAUUUACAGGACUUAUCUGAUUACAUUGACGGGCUUGGAGAAAAUAAAAGCCAGUCGGAGCAGAGGAAGGUGAGGACGUUUGUGGACGGCAUGCUGCAGGAUGUUCGUUCGUCCUACAGGGUCAGGGAGGAGCAGCUCGCGUCUGCCGCUCGGACCUACAAAAAGAGACUGCAGAGGAUCACCAAAACACAUCAUGCACUCCUGAUUGCAUACAGGGUUCAAAGAGAGCAGAUUUUGACAAAACCAGAGGCCGAUCUUGACCCUGGACCUCCAGAAGCCCACUUCAGCCUGGAUCCCAGUGAACUGAGGGAUGAAACUGAGAAGGAGCUCCAGGACCUUCGUCGGGACAAGGCGAGGCUGGAAGGUCAGCUGCAGGCGGCCAGGGAGCAGAAAAACACAGGCUGUCAUGAGCCUGCAAAACAGGAGCAGAUAUGUGAGGAAUCCUGGCCAGACAUAAGGAAACAGCUGAGGGAGAUCACAGGCUCUACGCUGGUGGACUUUGAGAAGGAGCGAGCCCUUCUCAUCACCAGGGCGACAGCUGCAGAGGCGCAGGUGUCGGAGUUGCAGGACUAUAUUGACAACCACCUGGGCAGGUAUAAACAGGAGAUCACACAUCUCCGCAGACUGCAGGGGACAGAGGAGGCUGCUCGUUCCCAAAGUGCUCAUUCGUCUUUUCAUUGAAACAGGAACAGUCCCAACAAAUAAUUCAUUUACAUGUAAACUAAAAAUUACUGAAAAGUUUUUGUAAAAUGAAACAAAAGUUAAUAAUAAUAAUCUAA
This is a messenger RNA of Mugil cephalus (flathead mullet), 1774 nucleotides long. It is a transcript of the gene ccdc78, whose product is annotated as coiled-coil domain containing 78. The record is from RefSeq and is a predicted model, not a curated record. Gene Ontology annotation, cellular component: cytoplasm. The transcript is spliced from 14 exons. Bases 27 to 1676 code for a protein of 549 amino acids. Lineage: Eukaryota; Metazoa; Chordata; Actinopteri; Mugiliformes; Mugilidae.